CUGCUCGUUAUCCGGCAGACAAGACGAGAGAAGAAUUAAGCAUGUCGACGCCGAGAGCGGCGGCGAGCCUCGCCAAGAAGGCGGCGCUGGUGGCGCUGGCCGUCCUGGCCGCGGCGCUCGCGACGGCGGCGCGCGCCGAGCAGUGCGGCGCGCAGGCCGGCGGCGCCAGGUGCCCGAACUGCCUCUGCUGCAGCCGCUGGGGCUGGUGCGGCACCACCUCCGACUUCUGCGGCGACGGCUGCCAGAGCCAGUGCAGCGGCUGCGGCCCGACGCCGACGCCGACGCCGCCGAGCCCCUCCGACGGCGUGGGCUCCAUCGUGCCCAGGGACCUGUUCGAGCGGCUCCUCCUCCACCGCAACGACGGGGCGUGCCCCGCGCGCGGGUUCUACACCUACGAGGCCUUCCUCGCCGCCGCCGCCGCGUUCCCGGCGUUCGGCGGCACCGGCAACACCGAGACGCGGAAGCGGGAGGUCGCCGCGUUCCUGGGCCAGACCUCCCACGAGACCACCGGCGGGUGGCCGACCGCGCCCGACGGCCCCUUCUCCUGGGGCUACUGCUUCAAGCAGGAGCAGAACCCGCCGUCCGACUACUGCCAGCCCUCGCCGGAGUGGCCGUGCGCCCCCGGCCGCAAGUACUACGGCCGCGGCCCCAUCCAACUCUCCUUCAACUUCAACUACGGGCCGGCGGGGAGGGCGAUCGGGGUGGACCUGCUGAGCAACCCGGACCUGGUGGCGACGGACGCGACGGUGUCGUUCAAGACGGCGCUGUGGUUCUGGAUGACGCCGCAGGGGAACAAGCCGUCGAGCCACGACGUGAUCACGGGGCGGUGGGCGCCCUCGCCGGCCGACGCCGCGGCGGGGCGGGCGCCGGGGUACGGCGUGAUCACCAACAUCGUCAACGGCGGGCUGGAGUGCGGGCACGGCCCCGACGACCGCGUGGCGAACCGGAUCGGCUUCUACCAGCGCUACUGUGGCGCGUUCGGCAUCGGCACCGGCGGCAACCUCGACUGCUACAACCAGAGGCCGUUCAACAGCGGCUCGUCGGUUGGGUUGGCGGAGCAGUGACGACUGACGACGAGAAAAAUAAAAAAUAAAAUGGAAACAUUUGCACGGCCGCAUCCGCAUGUGCCGGUGAAUUGAACGAGCUCCAUCAUGCAUGAUAGUUCAGUUCACGAUGCUAAUAAUAAAGCUGGGCUAUGAAUAAAUUAAUCGUAGUAUAGUAAAUUGGUAUAAAUUGUAGGCGGUGGGAUGUUUGGUUACAAGAUCAACGGAACAAUCGCGUGAAAGGAAACAUAAAAACCCGGAUACUGAGACAAUUGCGAAAACUAUUAUAGAGAAGAUUUAAUCAACGUUGUAACGUUUAACAAUAGAAAUCACAAUGUCAAGAAAAUAAUA
Molecule: messenger RNA, 1394 nt
Organism: Oryza sativa Japonica Group (Japanese rice)
Lineage: Eukaryota; Viridiplantae; Streptophyta; Magnoliopsida; Poales; Poaceae
Source: RefSeq, a predicted model, not a curated record